Molecule: messenger RNA, 7954 nt
Organism: Loxodonta africana (African savanna elephant)
Lineage: Eukaryota; Metazoa; Chordata; Mammalia; Proboscidea; Elephantidae
Gene: CA5A
Product: carbonic anhydrase 5A
Exons: 8
Coding region: 6698-7630 (310 amino acids)
Cellular component (GO): mitochondrion
Molecular function (GO): zinc ion binding; carbonate dehydratase activity
Source: RefSeq, a predicted model, not a curated record
UAGAUCAUCUUAGUGGAACAAAGGCCAGGCGAUCUGCUUCCAUAAAGAUUACAGACAAGAAAGCCCCAUGAAGGAGUCCUACUCUGUAACACAGGGGUCACCAGGUGUCAGGGGAGCCAACCUGACUGCAGCUAACAAGUUUUACCAAAGCUAUUAGGCCUUGGAUUACAUUCCAAGGCAGAACCAAAAAACCAGUUGUCCAUCAGGGCGAUUCCAACUCAUGGCAGUGCUGCAAAUGGUUAACGCACUCGAACGCUAACUAAAAGGUUGGAGGUUCCAGCCCACCAAGAGACACCUCGAAAGAAAGGGCUGGCGAUCUACCGCCGAGAAACCUACCACUGAAAACCCCAUGGAGUACAGUUCUACUCUAACACACCUGGGGUACCAAGAGCAGAACUGGUAACUCCUAAGAGAGAAACCACCUGCUCCAUACAAACAGACUCUAACCUGGGCCCUCCACUAGUCAAAGUAGGGCAAGCUCACAACCCUUGCAGUGCCACACUUCUCAGUUCUUCAGGGAGUGACUUCUCCAGUGUCAACACAACCCCACCAUCUCGUCAGGGAAAAGAGUUAGUCCUCUUUUAUAGCCAUGCGUCCACUAUGUGAGACGGAGUGUGAAUCUCCAUUUUUUGCAGUGGGGGUGGGGUAAGAGGGGGAACAUUCAAAGCAAAAAAGGCUGCACUUCAAAAGGAUUAAAUCAGACACCGCAAAAAGUGAGGGGUCAAAAUCUGAAAUCUUCAUUCAUGAAGAUCUGUAAGAGCACUGGAUUAGGUCAUCUCCAAGGUCUAAAGCUGCCUCUUAUUUUCCUUUGUGAAGCCAGCAGUAAAUUAACAGAAUUCUUUUCACAUUCUAAGAGUUCAACUUCACAUUAGUAAUUUUGGAGGUAGCAAAUCACUUAAAAGUCUGACUUAGAGCAACUACAACACGGGGUAAGAGUUAUGCCAUACAAAGCUCAUUGGGGUUUUAUACGUUUUAAGUUUUUCUGAUUUUCUAGAAGACUGUAAAAUCAAGCAUGACAAGAUUUUCCGUCUAGAAGUCCUGGGUCUGCAGAGGGUGACACAGAAGUCCAGAGAAGUGUUUUGCCCACGGAAGCAAAAUCAUGUCAUCUCCUGCCGGGCAACAGCUAGCAUCACCCAGGUCUCUGCUGCUGCUGCAGUGGACUGCUCUCCUUGGUGACGUCUUGCCAUGCGCGUGUAAAAUGCCACUACCCACUGGUGCAUCUCAGACUCUGCCGGUAACGGGGUUAACUAACGCACCCCAAGUGCACGGCCAUCGAGUGCAAUAUGUGGGGCACUGGGGCGACCCCAGCACCACACAACUGCAGCGAGCCCGCUGCCUUAGAGUCGCCGCGAGCCUACAGGACAGAGUAGAACUGCCCCAGCGGGUUUCCAAGGCUGUAAUCUUUACGGAAGCAACGGAAGCAGGCUGACGUAUCUUUCUCCCGCGGAGAGGCUGGUGGGUUCGAACCGCCAAUCUUUCGGUUAGCAGCCCAGCGUUUAACCACUGCGCCACCAGGGCAGCACCCAGCGACCUGCUCAAAACCAGGGCAGCGCUUCUUCUCCGUACCUACCACACGGCGGUUCAGGGGGAAAUCGACAGAACUGACCUGAUCUUGUCCCUGGAGCAUGUGCAGACAUCUGCAAGAUGACUGAUGGAUGACUUCUGCCUGAUGCAAGUAGCUGCCACAGGAAUCGAACCAGCACCACGGGAGGGACCAAGCAGGUGUGACACCCCAUGAUAAGUCCUGCAAUGAAUCCCAGAAGCCUCCGGGACAGGAGCCAUCUUAAAGCCCGUCUUAGAAAGCUCCUGCACGUGCACCAUAGUUAACAUAUCCCAGCCCAGACGGCCCACUUCCAGGAAAACUCCACCUAUACUCAUAAAUAAACAUAAAUCCAUUCCCACUCAAAAACCAUUAAAAACCCAUGCAGGUUCUUUGUUCGGAGAGACGGGCAUAAGCAUCACCUAAGCCCUCCUUGUCUCCUCUUCUUCCAAGCCCCAUUAAUAAAGCUUCGCUCAUGUGGAAAAAUUUCUGUGCCUUACCUGGUCAUUCUUGACCAACGAGAGGCAAGGACCUUCUUCAGUUAAAGGCGUCGAGGUGCCAGUAACACCUUCAUUCUUAGAAUGGAGACUAGAAUGUCACCCAGUUAGGACUCUGAGAAAAAACAAAGAAACUAGCUUAAUUAAGGAUUUAAAAGGAAUUCAUUAAUUCAUAUAACUGAAAGGUUUGGGAGUGGACUUCAGGAUAUUGGAAUUAUAUAGUCCACACACACAAAAAAACCAAAGUCCAAGCAAUGUCAAAUUCUGUCUAUCUAUCUUUAUCUACCUACCUAUCACCUAUCCCCUCUCUGGGCUUGGUUUUUGUUUUUUGUUUGUUGUUGUUUUCUUUCUGUGUUAGCUCCAUUCUUGGACAGGCUCUUACCACAGGGCUCCCAGCAACUGUAAACAGCAAAUAUUUUAUCAGUGUUAUGAUCUCAACAGAGAGUGCCUCUUUCUCUAUAAUUUCAGCCAAACUUCCAGGACUAAUACUCGUUGGCCAGCUCAGAUUACCUGCCAACGACUUUCACUCUGAUUGGCCAAGCCUGAGCUAUGUCAGGGAGUGGUGUCUGCCCAGUCUGAGCCUCAUGGACUGCCAAGGGGGAAAGAUUAACUUCCCAGAGAAAAUUCAGGUGACGUUACCAGAGGAAAAGGACUGGAUGUUGGGCAGGCAUCAAUAGUAUUUGUCCCCAACAUGUCUCCCAGGGCUCUAAGGGGAACAAAAGGAGCCGCUUGUGCGUGCGUGAACAUGCAUGUCAACGUUGAUGUUCCACUUGGUAGUUCUUUCCUCUUAGCAGUUGUUGGUUUCACUUUCCAGAAGGAGAGGCUGAGUGUGUUUAAGUGAGGAGGAGAUGUUUCUCCUGGGCUCCUGGGCUGCCUUGACUCACUGGUUUCCAUUUCCUGACAUUCCAGCUGGAGACCCAGUAUGAUGAAUCCAGGCUCCCCAUCCGCCUGGUGAUUAGCACCACAAUAGGGCUGUUGAGGCUACCGCUUCCAUAAAGGUGACCUUUCCACUAGGAAGCCUCCUCUCGGCUUCACUGCAGGUGGAGGAAAGAGGUUUUCGAAUAUAUAAAGAUCAAUAAAAGCUCAUGCCAAAACCAUGCAAUAAAAAACCCAGUGGGGAAACAAAAGAUGUUACUGUGGACCAAGCUCAUGGAAACUUCCAGGUGUUUUUAAGAUUUUGUCCAUUGCAAGUUGUUCCUAUUUGCUUUUUCAGUGUGUAUGGAAUUUCUUUACGGACAUUGUAUGUAUCAUUUGGGGACCUUUACGCUUUGAUAGGAUUCCUUUGCAUUUGGGAAUGAAUCUCAGCGUCCAUCAUCUGAGAAUAAAGCCCUAUCUGAAAAGAGCAAUGUGGGGAAAUUCGAGACGCUCUUGUGGGAUGAAUGAAUAGCCAGCUCCAAACUUCUCUGACCACUCACUCGAUUCAGUAAAGCACGUCUGAGUGUGCACCUCCAAUGAAUGCGUGUUUAUGUGCAAAUUAUAUACGUGAAUUCUGUACUAAUGUAUUGUGUGCUCUUGGAAACAUAUAUGGGAAACAGAAAUUAAAAAGGGUGAGGUAGAAAAUACAAAUAAGAAACGCAAUCUUUUCUUCCUGCACCUCAGAGAGCUGUCUGGGGUACACACAAUGCGUUUUAGAAAAUGUAAAUUGAAAAGAUGUUUGAGUCAGGCUUAAAUGUGAAGAAUGUUUGUUAAGCAGAAAGAAGCAAUUUCUUGAUCUCAUGCCUUCUAAUUUAAAGAGACAUUUAACAAUUUCUAAGUAAAGCAUAUCCCUGCCAUGUGGCCACAGUGAGGACAGGCAAGACAAGGGGACCCCGGACCCACAAGGAUGAGCGAUGACAUCCCCCUAAGAGCAAGGGGAGCCUGUGAAGGGUCGGUUGAAAGCUCAACAAGGCCAGAGCCUGCUUCUCACUCAUAACCAGGCCCAGGUACAGGCACUUGGCACGUAGUAACUGAAGUUGUACCAUUGUAAGUGCUUUAUUUGUAUCAAGGCAUUAAACCCCGACAACUCUACAAAGUGUUAUUAUUUUCCCCACUAUAUAGAUGAGAAAGCUGAGGCAAAGAGCAAUUGUUGAACAAGUGAAUCAAUCAAGCUAUCCAAGGAUGGGCGUAUUUGUACAAUGACCCUAUGGGAAGAAAAGAAAGCAUAUAUAUUGUUGCAGGGGGAAAAACAUCACAAAGUUUAGUAAAGCAAAAAGAAAGUUUUAUUUGGCAUAUAUUCAAAAAGACAAAAGUGGAAAGUGAACAAGCGUGCUGGCAGAGCUAAUGUCUGGAAGGCUACAGGAAUCAUCAGUAUAAACACUACAAAAAUGGGUAGAAUCAUUGAAAGCUUCACCUUUUCACAGAUUGGCCAGAAACCAUGGUCUUACGUUUUGAAUUGCGUUUCUUAACAAUCAUUGGUACAGAUUUCAGUAACCGACAGUCAGGAGGGUCUUCAUUGGUCCGACAAAUUUCUAUUCACUAAAUGCUAAUAGAAAAAGAUAAGAAUGGAAAGUCUUUUGUGUUCUGUUUGAUUGGCUUUGUGUGAAAAGUUCCCUAAAAGAUAUUCUUCUUCCCUAAAAGAUACUUUCUAAGACUGUCCCAUCUAUUGUCUUUAUCUCAGGGCCCAGUUGAUGUGUCCUUGUGAGUCUCUAUGCACAAGGACAGGAAAUAAUGUUACCAAUAUUAUUUUCUAAGUCAAUGUGCACACACCUACACACAAGCAUAUACACACAUAUAAAAAAUUUUUUUUUAUAAACACAGUCAUGUACACGCACACACUCACAUGUACACAUAUAUGCACACGCAUAUUCCAGGGUUGAUUUUUGUUGCUUGCAACCAAGGUAACCAAAUUCAUGGACCCUUCAGGAAAGCUGAUGAAAGCUACAGACCAAACUGUGCGUCUGAUUUCUACAAGGCUCUUGGGUACUUAGAAGCCCAGCAGUUGACUCCAGUUUCAAACCCUGUUCUCUGGGAUUUUCUAGAUCUAGGGCACUAGGAUUCUAUGGUAUGUUAUGAUAUUCUUCCACGGAGAUUAUAAGUUUAAACAAACAAAAAAAGGACAAACUUUUGCUCCUCAACCCCUGUAGUCUCCGUUCCACAGGUAGCAGGCGUCUGGCAGAGUAAACCACCACAUGGUUUUGUGUGACCUGACAUCUGCAAAUAUUACAAGUCACAUAGAUAGGGUGACCCAUAUAAUUUAUUGUCCAAAUUUGGACACUUCGGGGCGUGAGGGGGGCACUAUUAAUAUUUAUGCCAAGGCAAUUAUCAUAAACUGGGAGUAUCCUAAGCCAACCAGGACACCCCAUUUCGAGCAGAAUCAACUACUAAAAAUAGAAUCUAUUGUGCAAAAAGCGGGAACUUGCUGCUUUUUCAGGAGCCCCAGACAGAGAGAGGUAUUGCGUUGGGCAAAUCUGCCAGAGACCUCUUUAAAGUUCUAAAAAGUAAAGAUGUCACUUAGAUGACUAAGGGGCACCUAACCCGUGGCAGGGUCUUUUCAAUUGCCUCAUAUCCAUGCAAAAGCUGGACAAUGAAAAAUGAAGACUGAAGAAGAAUUGAUGUAUUCAAACAGUAGUGUUGGGGAAGAAUAGUGAAUAUACCAUCGACUGCCCAAAGAACAAACAAAUCUGUCUUAGAAGAAUUAAAACUGGAAUGCUACUUAGAAGCGAGGAUGGUGAGACCUCAGCCUGCUUACUUUGGACAUGUCCUCAGGAAAAACCAGUCACUGGAGAAAGACAUCCUGCUUGGUAAAGCAGAAGGUCAGUAAAAACGAGGGAAAUCCUCAAUAAAAUGGAUUGACACAAUAGCCAAAGUAAUGGGCUCAAACAUACCAACGAUCAUAACGAUGGUGCAGGACGAGGCAAUGUUUUGUUCUGUUAUACAUAAGGUCUCCAUUAGUCAGAGCCAAUGUGACAGCAGCUAACAACAGCAGCACACUGAGGUCACCUGCUCACCUGCUGCAUCUACCCCAGCAGGACCAGUUGCCAUUGAGUUGAUUCCAACUCACAGCAACUCCAUGUGUGUCAGAGCAAAACUGUGCUCUAGGUUUUCAGUGACUGACUUUUUAGAAGUAGAUCACCAGGCCUGUCUUUGGAGGCACCUCUAGGUGGACUCAAACCUCCAACCUUUUGGUUAGCAGCUGAGCAUGUUAACCAUUCACACCACCCAGAGACUCAGAGUGUUGGCUAAUUCCCACCUCUGUAUUUUAGACCCUGCCAUUCCCCUGUGAUACACACAACACAGCUCUGUGUUUGACCUUGAGUUGUCUGAGGCAGGAGAGUCCUGAGACUCCAAACUAGAGGAUCACACCAGUAACAUGGACUUUGCUCUCGAAUCUAUUUACCUCUCAAGGUCCCCCUCGUAAGUGCAGCCUUCUCUCCAUCAAGUUUUGCUAACUCCCUGGUGCCCAGACUCCACUGUUGACCAGAUAAAAGCACAGUGACCUGAGUGGCCCAGCCACCACAAAGGGCACUUGCCCCAAUCCGCCCACCCCUGUGCCAAACUGACGUCAUCAAAGACGUUGGGACAGGGAUAGGUUGAAAUUUAACUAUUAGGCUCUGGGGUUUGGGUGACUUUCUACAAAAAGUUGCCAUGAUCAAAGUGAGAACAGGUACCAGGAAAAGACCACCCUUAUUUUAUUGGGAUCUGCGGGGGAACUGGUUUCCAGAGGGGCACAAACAGACCCAAGAUGCUAAAGACCACCAUGUUGGGGAGGAGAAAUCCGGAGUCCUGGAGUUUCUCAUAUUUGGUCAAGUGGUUGUGGGGGACCCUCCGAAGUCAUCCAAUGAGGCCGGAACGACCCUGCUCUCAGCAUUCCUGUGCACAGAGGAACGGGAAUAAUGCCUCGCACCCCCUCUGGAAGGGCCCCCUCUCCAUGCUAGGGGGCACCCGGCAGUCUCCUGUUGACAUCAAGUGGAGGGACAGCAUCUAUGACCCCCAGCUGCAGCCUCUCAGGGUGUCCUAUGACGCGGCGGCCUGCCUCUAUGUCUGGAACACUGGCUACUUCUUCCAGGUGGAAUUCGACGACUCCACUGAGGGCUCAGGCAUCAGUGGCGGGCCCUUGGAAAAUCACUACCGUCUAAGACAGUUCCACUUCCACUGGGGAGCAGUGGACCAGUGGGGCUCGGAACACACAGUGGACAACCACGUGUACCCGGCCGAGCUUCACUUAGUUCACUGGAAUUCUGUGAGAUACCAAACCUACAAAGAAGCCAUUCUGGGAGAAAACGGUUUGGCUGUGAUAGGCGUGUUUUUGAAGCUAGGCACGUGGCAUAAGGAACUACAGAAGUUGGUGGAAGUCUUGCCAGAAAUAAAGCAUAAGGACUCGCGGGCGGCCUUGGGCCCUUUUGAGCCUGCUGGUCUGCUGCCCUCCUGUCCGGAUUACUGGACCUACCCAGGCUCCCUGACCACUCCUCCACUGACCGAGUCUGUCACCUGGGUUAUCCAGAAGCAGCCCAUUGAGGUGGCUCCAGACCAGCUGUCAGCGUUUCGGACUCUACUGUUUUCUGCGCUUGGUGAAGAAGAGAAGAUGAUGGUGAACAACUAUCGCCCUCUUCAGCCUCUGAUGAAUCGGAAGGUCCGUGCGUCCUUCCAAGCUACUGAAGAGGGCACAAGGUCCUAAAGUCAACAUCUCCAUGUUAAUGGGUAGAACUGACUUUUAAAAACAAGGAGAUGUUAUUUCUCAAGCUUCAUGGUCUUAUCAUAUGUAACUUCCAAAAUUAAAAAGAGAGAAAGAGUCCAUUGUAGUCAAUGUACUUUUCAUUUCAAGUAAAAGAAACCACUUCAGAGAGGCUUGGAAAUCUCACGGAAAUCUCAUGAAACCCAAGGCAGGAGUUCUGUGACCUCAGGGCCAAGCAAGUCACCACUGACCGAGGCCAUCACAUCAACCCUCUCUAGGUGGGGUCACAUGGUCUUCCCUUCUGCUCCUCAUUGCAUGCCAGCUGCU